UUGAUGCUGGUGUUGCUUCCCGUAGAUGAAGAGCCGACACCCGAGGACCAAUGGCAGUGAAUUACGUGGCAUUGCCAGUGAAUCAUUAUAGUUGCAGCUACUCUUGUUUAUUCUGUCCAUUAACGAAGCACCGUAGUCGAGAUUGUAAUGCGAAUGUAACCACUGUAUGUCGAUGAUCGUGUGGCUUGUGGUUGUUGCAUCAGCUGUUCAUUCCCGAUCUACAAAAACGACGAAAGGAGUCGUAACCGUCUAGCUAAGUUCAUACUCGGCCACGAAGAUAUGUUCCCAAAUCAUAGCUGGGAUAUUCGGAAACAGAUACGCCUUACACCGACUAACUGCAUAAUCGAGGCAGACAGUCGCAAACUAACUUAUUCCAGAACUAAUUUGCAUCCUCCAAGCGGUCCACCAUGAUUUUUGCUUUGCUGCUUUAUCUUUUUUCAUCAGCAGUAUUAACUGGAAUCGGCGCUUUGACGUACCAAGAUUACAGGGUGGACAUAUGCAAUGAAGUAGUUGAACUGGAUUGUCCAACUACGGCAUCCGGAAGUGCCGGCCGAAUAACCUUUAGGCCGCAUAUUGCCAUCAGUGCGACGCCCGACAACUUCUACAAUAUUCCCGGCUAUACUGAGCAUUGCGAGCAAUCCGGUCCUUGUAAGCUAACGGUCAUGACCAACGGAAACUGUGGAAGUUUGGACGAAGGACAUGCUGUCUAUUUCAACGCUAGGUCGCUUAAUAUUCCGGAAGGAUCGCGUUUGGAUAUCUACGACAGGACCGACCACGGUGGUCCUAAAUUGCGGCGUUCCUGGGAUGCGUACCGCGCUGGGUGGUACCGCAAUCUGCAGUCCGUCGCGCAGUUCCGCUCGCAGUUCACAUACCGGGAGCGGCCGACGAUUUUCAUUGAGUAUCACCACGGAGCAGCGGCCUGUCGUGAGUCACGGGAAAUCGUACUAGAUUUCGUGAUGGUCGAAGAAAAACGCACGGUGAACAACACAUACUGUACCGCUCUGAAUGGUUACGUUAACAACGCGUAUAUCUGUGAUACGACGGAUGACCGUGUAAACUGUCCGCAGAUUCUGUCGGAUAUGACGAGAAAUAUGCAACCAGCAUGGAAGCGGCAGUUUUGCUGGCCAAGUUUCUGGGUUAUGAGUGGAAUAAUUAUCGCAGCUGUCGCUGUUGUGGCUCUACUGGUCGCAAUGGUGGCGCUGUGUCGCCGUCGCUGUCGGAAAUAUUCAUGUAGGUGACGACCUCGAAAGAAUUGCAACUGGUCCAGUCAGCGACAAUGUGAUUUCUGGAGCCCGUACUGUACCUGCGCUAUUAAGUACGAUAUUCGGUGUGAUACCGGGACUGAUGAAAACUUCUUGCCAAGAAGAACCGCUUGUUCGAGGAAUAAGUUUCUGUGCGCCGGUUAUCGACUUUGUACCAGAAUUUGUUUUCAGUUUACCAAUAGUUAUUUACCUAGGCUCUCUGAAGCACACCACAGGCUAAUUUGCUUCUUGGGCAUUGUUUUCAAAAUUUUGCAACUGUGCUGUUUUUCGACCGUAAAGCUGUAGAAACCGUUACGGUAUACUGCAGCCAAAAUACUGCACUACUGUCAACAUAAAUGUUCCGUGCUCCUCUAUGUGCCAGCAUACGGAUUUUUUUAGACGUUUUUCUUGUUUUUUCUAAAUUAAUAUUCUGCUUGUUCUGGUUUUACAUUUGCAAUGCUCACUCCAAGUUGACGAUGUCAAUUUUGAAGUCGUACCAACAUGUAUCACCUAAAAUGUCUAUGUACAAGUACUCUGUUAAUGUACACUGUACAUGUAUUCGUGAAUUGCAUACUAAA
Molecule: messenger RNA, 1819 nt
Organism: Paramacrobiotus metropolitanus
Lineage: Eukaryota; Metazoa; Tardigrada; Eutardigrada; Parachela; Macrobiotidae
Exons: 5
Coding region: 408-1238 (276 amino acids)
Source: RefSeq, a predicted model, not a curated record